This is a messenger RNA of Empidonax traillii (willow flycatcher), 482 nucleotides long. RefSeq names its product urocortin 3 (gene UCN3). Gene Ontology annotation, molecular function: hormone activity; corticotropin-releasing hormone receptor 2 binding. Lineage: Eukaryota; Metazoa; Chordata; Aves; Passeriformes; Tyrannidae. The coding region runs from base 1 to 468 and encodes 155 amino acids. Gene Ontology annotation, biological process: hormone-mediated signaling pathway; cellular response to nutrient levels; adenylate cyclase-activating G protein-coupled receptor signaling pathway. The record is from RefSeq and is a predicted model, not a curated record. The transcript has a single exon. Gene Ontology annotation, cellular component: extracellular region.
AUGUCCCAGCCCAGGCUGCUGCUGCUCCUGCUGCUGCUCUGCGCCGAGAGCAGCCGCGCCCUCAGCCUCUCCAACGCCGCCUCCCUCCUCAGCUGCCUCCACUCGGCCCUGCCCGAGGCCCGGGAGCAGCUCCCGCAGGAAAACGCCGUCCUGGACAAGCGCGGCUUCAGCUUCCAGCCCCGGGAGGCGCCCGAGGAGGAGCGGGAAGGGGCCGGGGAGCCGGAGGAGGAGCUCGGGAAAAGGACAUUCCCGGGGCAGGGCCACUACAAGUACGUGUCCCAGGCGCAGGGGAAGGGCAAGACGUCCCAGAACCGGGCCAAGAGCGACCGGCGCGCCAAGGUCACCCUGUCCCUCGACGUGCCCACCAACAUCAUGAACAUCCUCUUCAACAUCGCCAAGGCCAAGAACUUGCGGGCCAAGGCGGCGGCCAACGCCCACCUGAUGGCCCAGAUCGGCAGGAGGAAGUGACACCCCCGGGGCCA